Molecule: messenger RNA, 1125 nt
Organism: Capra hircus (goat)
Lineage: Eukaryota; Metazoa; Chordata; Mammalia; Artiodactyla; Bovidae
Gene: LTC4S
Product: leukotriene C4 synthase
Exons: 5
Coding region: 609-1046 (145 amino acids)
Biological process (GO): leukotriene biosynthetic process
Cellular component (GO): nuclear envelope; membrane; endoplasmic reticulum
Molecular function (GO): glutathione peroxidase activity; leukotriene-C4 synthase activity; glutathione transferase activity
Source: RefSeq, a predicted model, not a curated record
CAGGGAGCCUGUCUAGGGCUGGAGGAAAGACCAGAGCAGGGGUCCUCAAAGGGGCUGAACUGGUGGCGAGAGCCGGAGGACGCACCCGGCAUCUGCUCCCUGGUACUUCUGUCUCUGUUUCAGUCAUUUCCACACCACACAGCACCUGCUAACUGCUACGGGAAGACUCGUCCAAAGCGGAGCACAGACUUGGAGACCCAGCCCUGCUCCUGAGGAGCUCCCAGCAACCCCAGCUGACGUGCAGCUGGUUUUGGGGGGACAAUAAUGGACAAAGGGCAUUCGCUCGGUGUUGAGCAGGCGAUGAGAGGCCAAAGGGAGUUCUUGGGGAGCCUAACAGGCAACAAAGCCGUCAGGCUGGCACCCGGGCUGGGGCAGCGAGGGCAGAGCUCCCUAGGUCACAGCACCACGAUACAAGGAGACUCUCCAGUGGGGCCAGGCGAAGGGGCACCAGGGGCCGCCCCGGACCCAGCUGCCCUGUCCCUCCCACAGCACGGCUCGCGCCCGCGUGCUUCUGCCUGUGUUUGUGUGCCAGUCUGGACUCUGUCGCCACUGACCAAAACCCACUUCAGACCAACUUCAGCAAAAAGGAGAAGUGACCGUUUCACAAAAUGGAAAAGCUGAACAGUCAGGGGCUUGUCUCAGGCAAGGCGGCCCCAGGGCUCCAGGACGUGAUCUCGGCGCGCAGAGCCUUCCGCGUGUCGCCGCCGCUCACCACCGGCCCGCCGGAGUUCGAGCGCAUCUACCGAGCCCAAGUGAACUGCAGCGAGUACUUCCCGCUGUUCCUCGCCACGCUCUGGGUGGCCGGCAUCUUCUUCCACGAAGGCGCCGCGGCACUGUGCGGUCUGGUCUACCUGUUCGCGCGCCUCCGCUACUUCCAGGGCUACGCGCGCUCUGCGCAGCAGAGGCUGGCCCCGCUGUACGCGAGCGCGCGCGCGCUCUGGCUUCUCGUGGCCCUGGCGGCCCUCGGCCUGCUCGCCCACUUCCUCCCGGCCGUGCUGCGCGCCACGCUCCUUGGACAGCUCCGGAAACUGCUGCUGAGGGCCUGAGACAGAGGACGCCUGGACGACGGAGCUGCAGUUGAACCGGAGCCUCCUCCAGUUUCUCAUUAAAGCGUCCAUGACAGGA